AUGGGAUUUCAGAAGAACUUCUCCAACAAAUUCCAGGCAAAACCGUUCAUUCCUAACCAUAACCGCUUCCAAGGUGGUAACCAGCAGCCUUUCGCCAAUGUUCAGAAGAAACCGUCUUUCACCAACAUGCAACCGGGUCAGUCUUCAGCCAACAGUUCUCAAGACGAGCUGAAGAACAUGAUGCAGCAGCUUUUGGUGAACCAACAGAAAGCUUCUACGGAAAUCAAUUCCAAAGUAGACUCAAUGUACAACAACCUCAAUGGAAAGUUUGAGGCCGUUUGGACACACAUGAAGAAGCUGGAUAUUCAGAUUGCGCAGACUGCUGAAGCCGUGAAGCGACCUCCUAGAACCUUACCAGGAAAAACUGCUCCGCCAACAAGCACGUACAAAAGAAAAGGAAUCGCUACCGAGCAAGUGCUCGGUCCUGAAACCUCUGAUCCAGGCCAAGACAAAGUUGAUCGACGGGAGCACCCUGAGACUUCAACCGAGCACGUGCUCCGACCUUCUGACCAGGCCAGAUCGACUGACACACCUCCAGCACGAGUUUACAUGCCUAGAGUGCCAUACCCUGUUCCGCCAAAGAAAUCCCAAAAAGACUUGGAGGAUGCGAAGUGUCGAGAGAUGUUGCGAGACUUGACCCUGAAGAUACCCUUAGUUGAUGCUGUUCAGAUGGUACCUGCUCUGAAACGGUUUAUGAAAGGGUUAGUUUCUGGGAGAGUCUCCGAAGAGGAGAAUGUCAUGAUGGUUUCGAGAGAGUGCAGUGCUGUGCUGCAAAACAAGGUGCUGAAAAAGAGAGAUGAUCCGGGGCGAUUUUUCUUGUCCGUGAAAAUCGGUAACACGGUUUUCGCGAGGUCCCUCUGCAAUCUUGGCUCAAGUGUGAACCUUAUGCUAUACUCGGUGGCGAAAAGACUGGGGUACACGAAGUUCAAGUCCACUAGAAUUUCGUUGGUAUUCGCUGAUAGGUCAACCAAGUUUCCGAUUGGAGUGCUGGAGGAUCUACAUGUUAAGAUCGGCGACACACUUAUCCUAGCAGACUUUGUGGUUCUGGAACUUGACGAGGAACCACGCGACCCACUGAUUUUGGGUCGGUCCUUCCUGAGCACAGCUGGUGCGAUCAUUGACGUACAUGAGGGGAUAAUCGAUCUCCAACUGGGAGAUAUGAUUGUGAGGUUUGAGAUGGACAAGCUCCUCAAGAAACCGAUGAUUGAUGGUCAGACGUUUGUGAUAGAUGAUGGUUCAGAUGUCGCAGAUGAGGUAGCUGACAAGCUCUUAGCUCUUGACCCUUUGGAGACAGUCCUGACUAAAGCAGAGGGAGAGUUUGGUUUCUUAAGUGAGGAAGCUGAAGUACUAGCAAGGAUGCUGGAUGCGAGUGCAGAGUUUCGGAAACUGGUCGCAUACGCUAGCCUGGACAAUGAGGAAGACUCCGCAGAGAAAUCAGCUGAGGGAGCACCUGCUCCAAAUCCCGGAGCACCUGCUCCGGCCGAGUCUACCGAUGGUCCGUGGAGCGAGCUGCGAGCUCCCAAGAUCGAGCUCAAACCACUUCCUGCCGGGCUAAGGUACCCAUGGCUCCUAAGCACUCCUCUAGUCGCAAAGGCAAAGCGCAUGCAGCACCUCAACCACCACCACCUCCGCCACCUCCGUUCCCAAACAAGCUCCUCCACCCGUGGCCUCGCAAAGAGAGCGAGCCGUUCGAUCUCUUAG
This is a messenger RNA of Eutrema salsugineum, 1701 nucleotides long. RefSeq lists its product as uncharacterized. Lineage: Eukaryota; Viridiplantae; Streptophyta; Magnoliopsida; Brassicales; Brassicaceae. The record is from RefSeq and is a predicted model, not a curated record. Bases 1 to 1701 code for a protein of 566 amino acids. The transcript is spliced from 3 exons.